CUGGGCGCCGCCAUAUCGCGCCCGCUCCGCUCGGCAGCUCCCCGGCGUCCGCCCGAGCCCCGGCCCCAGCCAUGUCCGAGAGCUACGAUUUCCUCUUCAAGUUCCUGGUGAUAGGAAGUGCUGGUACUGGGAAGUCCUGUCUCCUGCACCAGUUUAUAGAGAAUAAAUUCAAGCAGGAUUCCAACCACACGAUUGGAGUGGAGUUUGGGUCGAAGGUGGUUAACGUCGGUGGGAAAACGGUGAAACUGCAGAUCUGGGAUACGGCGGGACAAGAACGGUUUAGGUCGGUGACUCGGAGCUACUACCGCGGUGCAGCCGGGGCCCUGCUGGUGUACGACAUUACCAGCCGGGAGACUUACAACGCACUGACUAACUGGCUGACGGACGCCCGGACCCUCGCCAGCCCCAGCAUCGUCAUCAUCCUCUGCGGGAACAAGAAGGACCUGGAUGCGGACCGGGAAGUGACCUUCCUGGAAGCCUCCCGCUUCGCGCAAGAGAACGAACUCAUGUUCCUGGAGACCAGCGCGCUGACCGGGGAGAACGUGGAAGAAGCUUUCUUAAAAUGUGCCAGGACCAUACUAAACAAAAUUGAAUCAGGUGAGCUGGACCCCGAGAGGAUGGGCUCAGGCAUCCAGUACGGAGACACCUCCUUGCGCCACCUGCGCCAGCCCCGCGGGGCCCAAACACAGAGCAAGCAGCCGUGCAACUGCUGAGUGCGACGGCACCAGGAGUCUGUCUGCAAUGCUGUACCUUGGCCAGUCGGGCCCCCCGGGGCUGAAGCACUUUCUCUUCUCUUCCCAGGACCACGUGCCUCGCUCGCUGAGCCCCCUGCUUCCCGAGCCGCCCGCCCCUGGGCCUCCGGCAAACUGGCCGUUUGAUUGUAUGCAGCCACGGUGUCUUCUGUCGGCCGCUCCCUGCCUGCUGCUCGUCCCCCUGAACCUGAGGCUGGCGUGGGCCCGGCUCAAUAACGCUGAAGUAACGGGGCCCCGGCCAGCCGCCCGGAGCUAAUUGCUGCUCUGGGUAGGAGCGUUAACGCCAGGGCGAGGGGGGAGCGGGUUCUCCUUGGGAGAUGGUUCGUUUGGAGUUGUCUCCUGCUGCUCGGAGCUAGGCAGGUGCGGGGUGUCUCUUAGCCUGGGGUUGCCUGUCCCGCGUGGGAGCUCGGGAGCGGUUCCCUGCAGCGUGCGGCUGGCUGGGCGGGGAUUUCUGUUACACUGGUUUUGCUUUUGAAGCCGGGGUCUGGCUCCGCCGGGCUCCACCUCGUCUCGCUGCUUUUCCCCCAGCCAGCCAUUGCGCUCCCGAGCACUGUGCUUGCGAACUCCGCCUUGCCCCGGGCGGCGGGACGUCGGGGCUGGGCGGCUGGCGCGGCCCCUUUGAAAUACUGUAGCUUAAUACUGGACCAUUGGCAUCUGGGGCCACUCCUGUCUCCGGGACUCUGACUUGGCUGGAAGCUGCUCUCAAAUGGUUUAGUCUCGUGCAGUGCCCGUGGCAGGAGCCCUCCGCGGCUCGUGCGCCGAAUCCCUUGGGCGGGCGCUGGGAUCUGGGUUUUAAACCCCCCUGGCAGAUGUAACAGCACAUCCGCAUCUCAAACCAAGCCACCUACCGGGCCAGAAAGGCCAGGUCUCCUGAGGCGGGGUAACGUGCCCACAGCACCUUCCCCUCCAGGGGCCGGUUCGAAUCCGGCCCCGCGGGGUCCAGACCCAGGGUCACGUUUUCAAGAGUGCCGAAGGGACAAGCUCCAAAGGCCUGUCGAAAGCCAAUAGGAUCUGGGCUCCUAAAUCACCUAGUGCUCUGAGUGUUAACUGCCUCUGGCUCUCAUCUGGCCCCUUCGGGGCUCCUGUAAUGGCCCCAGCCGGCUGAGAGGGGCUCGCCCUGCCACUGCCCAUCCCUACCCGCCCUGGGCAGAGUCUAGCUGGAGCCGGUGGCCUCCCUGAGCAGCCAGAGCCCGUCUGCUUUGUCCUCACGCAGCCCCUCGCCUGCGCCCCCUCCCCGUCCCUCUCACCUCCUCCGGCAGCAGUGAUCCCUGGCCCCCUCGUACAGCUCGGCCGGGCUACGGCCCUGGGGUCUCUCUCCUAAUCCUUGGCCCAAACCAUCGCACGGCCCACACGGCCCUCCUGGUAACCGCCAAACCAGUGAUACGCAAUAGGCGGCCCGCGGGCCAACUGUGGGCCACCCCGGCUUCCCGGGGGCCCGCCAGCUCCCCUUACAAAACGUGUGUAAUUCAAUUCAGUCCAUGAUGCGCUGCCUUAGCAAGCGACUUACCCAGCCUGACGUUCUGGCGAGAGCGUCACCCCCGCCCCUUUUGUCGUUAGUGAUGGAAACAGAGCCACAAACGAAUGCGACUGGGCGUAAACGUCACCAAGUCGGCAGCGGAAACCGAGCUUUUAACCCGAACUGGCCAGCGGGUUUUCUCUUAGGUCGGCUCGUCAAGUUGCCAAACGGCCGUAUCCGUCCGGAAGGUCGCCACGGUGAAUCAAAGUAACUUGGCCGCGGCCUGUCCUCCUGGCAGUGUUGUAAGACGGGACAAGAUGGAAAAUCUGCGGUCUCUGUAUUGCACUUCAAAUGUCCUCCUCACCCCAGCAGCGACUGCAGGGAAAAGCAGCGGCUGCUUCUCUUCGGAGAAUGUGGGUACUAGCGCAAAAGAAACGGCCUUUCCUGGCUGCCGAGCUGGGGCAGGAGGGCCCGCUGGACGUGCGGGGGGAGCUUUUUGCCAGAGGUAAAAACAAAGGUGACACUGAACCGUAUGAAGGAAGUUCCCCCGGCUGAUUCCACGGGCGGUAACUUGAGGGUGGUUUGUCAGCACUGCUUUCCGAUUUACAAAACGCCAAACACGCCUCUGGCUGUGGACGAAUCGAGCGAUUGACGGGACACUGUUUGCUAGAAUUUAUGAGCUAUAUUUUAAAACCCCAGAGGAUUUGCUUUUAUUCGCCAUCCGUUUGUCCGUGCCCGAGGGACCUCGCCCUUCUCAAGCACAGAACCUUCGCAAGCCAAUUGCCGAAGGUGUCUUUCAAUUUCCAGCGCUCAGAUGUCUUGGCAAAAUUCAGAGCAGUGGGUCUUGGUGAUAGCAUAAGAACGUCCAGACCGGGUCAGACCAAAGGUCCAUCCAGCCCAGUGUCCUGUCCUCAGACAGUGGCCAAUGCCAGGUGCCCCAGAGGGAAUGAACAGAGCAGGGAAUCACCAAGUGAUCCAUCCCCGGGCGCCCAUUCCCAGCUUUCUGAGCUUAAUAUGCUGACCAGUUUGGGGAUAGUUAAAAGAUUGAUCCGAAUCUAGCCAUCUAUGUCCUUCUGCCAACCUGGGUUUUCCACCGGGAACAUGAUGAAAAACCCAGCACCCCAAUCGCCUGCCGGACGUCCGCCUUGCCCUGACCACUCACAGCAUGCCCGAGAUCGCUGCCGUCCUCUCUCCCGUUCGAGAGUGCCACUCACAGGGGCUAAUGUCCGUUUGCAGACUUCAUUCGAAGAUAGAACCGCUCCUCCUUCCCUUGUCAAUCAAGGUCUUUAUUUACAGGCAGCUGAAAUGCUUUUCAUUUUAUUUGGUCAGCUACUACCGCCGGCCUCUUGUCCUGACAUUCUCAGAUCGGCCGGGGGGGCGAUCAAAUGGAGUAUCACCGGUGAGGCCAGUGCUGUGUGUGGUGGGGGGACGGGGAGCCCAGCACCUUCACCCCCCUUCACGUGGCUCCAGAGAGCCUUGGGGGGCAUCUGUCCCUGGAUCAGGCUGUGCCCCGUUGAAAGGCUCCGGCGGGGGCGUGGAGGGGAGCAACGAGCGGGCCGCUGUUCGGAGAGGUGGGGCGACCCCCGGCCGUGUGGCUGAGAGAGCUCUGGUGGGUUCCUCUGUUCUUAGGCUUAAGCUGCUGUUAUUUAUUAGGUGGGGGAGGACGGGAGGCUGCUGCCUUUGUGGCUUUCCUCGCCCUCUGCUCUUGCCUGGCCCGUCCCGGGGCGCUGGUGGGAGGACGCAAGCGCGGCUCCGUCCAGCUCCUCCUGAGGCUGGGGUGGGUUGGGGAGAAACGGUUGGAUCCAACCCGGUUUAUAAUUCACACCCUGUGAAAUUUCUUCUCUUUAAAAGAAAAAUCCCUCCGACUUCAGGCUGUGAAAAUGUAACUCGUUCAUAAAGUAUUAAUGUUUUCCACC
Messenger RNA from Terrapene triunguis (Three-toed box turtle), 4124 nucleotides. RefSeq names its product RAB4B, member RAS oncogene family (gene RAB4B). Lineage: Eukaryota; Metazoa; Chordata; Testudines; Emydidae. Gene Ontology annotation, molecular function: GTP binding; GTPase activity. The record is from RefSeq and is a predicted model, not a curated record. Gene Ontology annotation, biological process: regulation of endocytosis; Rab protein signal transduction. Gene Ontology annotation, cellular component: endosome. The coding region runs from base 72 to 713 and encodes 213 amino acids. The transcript is spliced from 8 exons.